Messenger RNA from Parastagonospora nodorum SN15, 1658 nucleotides. RefSeq lists its product as hypothetical. The record is from RefSeq and is a predicted model, not a curated record. Gene Ontology annotation, molecular function: Hsp70 protein binding; ATP binding. Gene Ontology annotation, biological process: response to heat; protein refolding. Lineage: Eukaryota; Fungi; Ascomycota; Dothideomycetes; Pleosporales; Phaeosphaeriaceae. Gene Ontology annotation, cellular component: cytoplasm; cytosol; nucleus. Bases 1 to 1275 code for a protein of 424 amino acids. The transcript is spliced from 2 exons.
AUGGUAAAAGACCAGAAAUUCUACGACAUCCUCGGGGUGUCGCCCGACGCCUCUGAGGCACAACUCAAGUCAGCAUACAAGAAGGGUGCGCUGAAAUGGCAUCCCGACAAGAAUGCCCACAACCCAGAGGCCGCCGACAAGUUCAAGGAUCUGUCACACGCAUACGAAGUCCUCUCCGACCCACAGAAGCGCCAAUUAUACGACCAGUAUGGUGAAGAGGGUCUCGAACAGGGUGGCGGUGGAGGCGGCAUGGCUGCCGAAGACCUGUUCGCACAAUUCUUCGGCGGUGGAGGUGGCCCCUUUGGCGGCAUGUUCGGCGGCGGUAUGGGUGGUGGCCGCGAACAAGGCCCCAAGAAGGCGCGCACAAUCUCUCACGUCCACAAGGUCUCCCUCGAGGACAUCUACCGCGGCAAGGUCUCGAAGCUCGCUCUGCAGAAGUCAGUCAUUUGCCCCAAGUGUGCAGGUGUCGGCGGCAAGGAGGGUGCUGUCAAGAAGUGCGCUGGCUGCGACGGUCGCGGCAUGAAGCACAUGAUGAGGCAGAUGGGACCCAUGAUCCAGCGCUUCCAGACGGUCUGCCCUGACUGCCAGGGUGAGGGCGAGAUCAUCCGAGACAAAGAUCGAUGCAAGCAGUGCAACGGCAAGAAGACCAUCAUCGAGCGCAAGGUUCUGCACGUUCAUGUUGACCGUGGUGUCAAGAGCGGCCACAAGAUCGAGUUCCGCGGCGAAGGCGACCAAUUGCCAGGCGUAGAGCCCGGUGAUGUUGUUUUCGAGAUCGAACAGAAGCCCCACACGCGUUUCCAGCGCAAGGACGACGACCUGUUCUACCACGCCGAGAUCGACCUGCUGACCGCCCUUGCUGGAGGCCAGAUCCACAUCGAGCACCUCGACGAGCGAUGGUUAACCGUCGACAUCAUCCCGGGGGAGUGCAUUAGCCCGGGCGAAGUCAAGGUCAUCCGCGGCCAGGGUAUGCCUUCGUACCGCCACCACGACCAUGGCAACCUUUACAUCCAGUUCGACGUCAAGUUCCCCGAGCGUCUCGGCAACGAGGAGGAUGGCCCCAUGGCACCUGAGCAGAUCCGCGCCCUCGAGUCGGUACUCCCACCACGCAGGGUACCCGAAUCUAUGCCUCCGCCAGACGCCAUGACCGAGGACUUCACUCUCGAGACAGUCGACGCGAGCCGCGAGUCUCAACGCGCACGUGGUAUGGCUGGUAUGGAAGACGACGACGAUGACAUGCACCCAGGCGCCGAGCGCGUACAGUGCGCGUCACAGUAAGCAAUCAGAUGAAUUAGGAGUCGGGGUCGGAGUUGAAGCAUGAGUUACGAAGUACUACGGGCGCACGAAUCCUUAACGAUACCAGCGGGGAUGGGUAGAACAAGGCGUCGUGGCGCCCUGUGCUGGACAGUGUCGACUUCGUGUCGGCGCAGCAUUGAGGAAGCAUUGCCAUAUUUCUUUUGCGAGACAGUUCCUAGACCUAAGGCAGUGAACCACGGGGGUUUUUUCUCCUCCUGAUGAGCUAAGGGUUAUUCACAUCCUUUUUCUCCCUUUUUGUUAUUUGGCAGCUUGGGGGCGUUCAUAGACAGCUGAGUAAAUCAUACCCGAUUCUAGUCGAUGUGGAACUCAGGCGGUAGAAUAGGAAUAUGCAGUAAUCUUCAUCG